Myxocyprinus asiaticus (Chinese sucker) is the source of this 2344-nucleotide messenger RNA. It is a transcript of the gene zranb2, whose product is annotated as zinc finger, RAN-binding domain containing 2. NCBI's taxonomy places the organism in Eukaryota, Metazoa, Chordata, Actinopteri, Cypriniformes, Catostomidae. The record is from RefSeq and is a predicted model, not a curated record. The transcript is spliced from 10 exons. Bases 262 to 1227 code for a protein of 321 amino acids. Gene Ontology annotation, molecular function: RNA binding; lipopolysaccharide binding. Gene Ontology annotation, biological process: RNA processing.
UAGACACCAUCAGACGGGCGCCUUUCAUGUUCACAGAUGCUGUCUAAGUAGAGACUUUUCUAGGUGUUGAAACAAAACCCGUGUGUCUCGCUUGCUUCGAUAGCCAAUGUGUUACGCGGUUUCACACUUUGAAUUGUUUUAUUUUUGCAGUAAUUGUUAGGUUCAAACGUAGUAGUUUUGGUGCCAGAAACAUAUUAAUAUUCACAAGGUCUUGUUCUUUGCUCUGGCGGUGGAUUGUGGCGGGCAAUUGGGAGGACGAAUAUGUCUGGAAAGAGUUUUCGCGUCAGCGACGGAGACUGGAUUUGUCCCGAUAAAAAGUGUGGAAAUGUCAACUUUGCUAGAAGAACGAGCUGUAACAGAUGUGGCAGGGAAAAAACAACUGAAGCAAAGAUGAUGAAAGCAGGGGGAACAGAGAUUGGAAAGACCCUGGCUGAGAAGAGCAGAGGUCUCUUCAGUGCAAAUGACUGGCAGUGCAAAACAUGUGGCAAUGUAAACUGGGCCAGAAGAUCAGAGUGCAACAUGUGUAACACGCCUAAAUAUGCCAAACUGGAGGAAAGAACAGGAUAUGGUGGAGGGUUUAACGAGAGGGAGAACUUGGUGUACAUUGAGCGAGAGGAGUCUGAUGGAGAGUACGAUGAGUUUGGGCGCAUUAAGAAGAAGUUUCGGGGCAAAAGCAAAAAUGAGAAUGAAAAGAAAGAGGAGCCUAAGAAGGAUUAUAAUGAUGAUGAUGAAGACGAUGAGGAUGAAGAGGAUGAUGAAGAUGGAGAUCUUUCAAAAUACAAACUUGAUGAUGAUGAUGAUGACGAUGAAGAUGCAGAUUUGUCCAAGUACGAUUUGGAUGCUAAUGAUGAAAAGAAAGGCAGUCGGUCAGGCUCUUCGCGCACAUCCUCUCGUUCAUCCAGUUCAAGCUCCCGGUCUAGGUCAAGAUCCCGGUCCAGGAGCUCAUCCAGUUCCAGAUCUCGCUCUCGUUCCAGGUCCAACUCCAGAUCCAGCUCCAGAUCUGGCAAGGGAUCUACUUCCUCGAAGAAGAGGUCUCGUUCCCCGUCGUCAUCGCCUGAGAAAGGCCAGAAGAGGAGUCGCUCCAGGUCGUCCUCUGGUGACCGCAAAAAAAGACGCGCUCAAUCACACUCGUCUGAAAGGUUUGGGUUUCUGGGGGUCCUGGAUACCAGUCGUCCUUCUGCAUUAUACACUGGGCUCUCAGAGAAUGAUAAAACAGAACAUGUCUGAAACAAUGCAACAAGCCAGAUUAUUUCCAAAACUGUACAGUACAUUUUUUUCACCUGUUUUAAGAGUUUGUGAACCAAAUCACUUAAUUGGUCAUGGUCUUUCUCUUUGUCUCUUUCUAUUUCUUUGUAGGCACAGAAGCUCAUCUGGAUCUCCCCACUCUGGCUCAAGCUCAAAACAGAAAUGAUUAACAAAAGAAACACCUUUCAUAAACUGCAUGUUGAUCCAACUCCAGUUCUUUUGUGCUAUUUCAACUGCCCAACUGUUUGAAUUCUCAUUUAAUGAUUUCCAUCAAAACAUUUAAACACCUGUUCAAGUAACCUUCUCAAAAAUUUUCUGCUUUUUUUUUUUUAACAAAUAACCAAUCCCUUAACAGUAUAACUAAGGUGUCAAAUCUGUAUUUGUCGGUGGGUUUAUAGAGCAACAACAUUCAAGUUUAUGACUGUAAAUGGCACGUCAUCUUCUAGACAUCACCAUUUUUUAUGGGGAAGUUAUGCAAAUUAUAAUGCAGAAGUAGUUUAAUCCAUCCAUUGCCUAGACAUUACAGUCAGAAUAUCCAGUUUAUUAAUAAAACAAUGUUGAUUUAAGGCUACUUACCAGAUGCUGGUUUUAUAGUUCUUCUGUGAUGUGGGACAGCUCUUAAGAAACUUUGUUGGUUUAAACAUUACUUAACGAAGCUGGGCAUCUUUAGGGUAUAGAGAGCUUUUCCUCUGAGGCGUAACAUUGCCUCUUCUAAUUGUGCGUUAAAGGUAAGUAUGUUGGGGGGGGGGGGGUUAUUAUUUAAUUGUAAAGAUUUUCUCUUGACCAGACAGAUGAAAUGAUGUGAAUGUUUUUCAGUGCCCUUUUUUUGUUGUAACUUUUUUUUUUUUUUUUUUUUUUUUUGGUCUGAACUGAGUAACCCUUAAUUUGAUGAUUAAUACUUGUACUGUACACAUUGCUGCUAACCUAAAUUGGUAGUUUGGUUAUCUCUUUGCUGUGGUCCGCAAAUCAAAUUAGGAACAUUCGAACAUGAAACAUCCCCCUUGCCCUUCCUGACAAGUAUCAUAUGAAACAUGAAAACAUUUACUGUUCAGUAAAAUAGCAUAUGUAAUCAACAUGAAUAAACACUUGUUAAUCUGAA